AUGACGACUGGUGAAUUGCUUGACUUUUCCAUCCAUCUAUGCCAAAGCAAGUYUGGCAGUCMAUUGUACUACGGUGUUGGCCUUUGGCACAAAACCAUCUCUAAACUAGAACCCAAUGCUCUGUGUCAGGAUGAUUUACCGUGUGGGCCUGAGUAUGCACCUAUAGACCAUGACUCCAUAGAUCAUAUACACCUCGAUAUGAUGCCCUGCUCUAAUGCAGCUUGUUCAUCGAUGUCACCGCAGCAAAGUAGUUACCCUGGUCAUACGUACACGGUCGAGAUUUAUGAAAGAUCUGCAAUAAUCAACCUGCAUAGUAUGAAGGCUAUCUCACGUAUUACGGUAAUGUUUAACGAAACGUCUUCAAACGUUACCUACACAAUUAGCCUGAGUAACGAUGGUUGGAACUGGAAUCCUGCGAUGCAUGAUGGGAAGGUGCUAUCUAUGACUAUAAAUCCUUACAAACUAAACAGCUGUGUAACCAAGAAAUUAGUCGGGAAGUUUGUCAAGAUUACUUUCAACACUGAUUCCGCUCUGUUCAGACUAAAUGCAAGCAUCGACGUGUUCGUAUCAGGUUCACCAGGUACAAACACUUCGCAUAUAGCAUCAACCAAGCCGUCGACAUUACAUUUUCAAGGCUGCUAUGCUAUCAAUGAUUACAUGUAUGGGGAAAACCAUGCAUUGAGUGGUCUACCAAUGAACCAAGCAGUUAACUUAGACCAAUGCCUCAAACGUUGUGCUCUACUUCAGGGGUACAUGUCGGCGUUUGUCAUCAACUCUGUUACGUGUGUUUGCAACAAGCUCAACGCGAAAAAUUUCAACUCUCCUCUUCCACUGUCCAGUUGUAACUCGCUCUCYGGAAACACAAGAAUAGGCAGUGUCUACACGGUUUUUCAACGCUUAAAACCAACAGUGAUAAUACCAGAAAAGAUUAACCUUACUGACGUGUUUGUGAUUAGACUGACGUCCAAUUCAACCAAUCAGGGAAAGGUUACGAUUGCUUAUAAUCUUGGUGAUGGGUAUUUUGGAGAGACGUGCUCUGGUGGAGUUUCAUAUAGAUACAAGUAUACUGGAAUCUUUAACGUCACUGUACAUGUCUCCAAUCAUUUUAACGACUAUUCAAUGAUAUCAAGUCYAUUAACUGUAGAAGAUAUUCCUCUGAAGUACAGGCUGACUUGCCCUUCACAUGCAGCACUGGGUCUGAAUAUGACAUGUCACGUGACUAUGACGCGAGGCAGUAACAUGUCWCUUAUGGUGGACUAUGACGAUGAAAUACUGACUCAUAGCUUACCAGACGUGAACUACUAUGAACUUGGUGAAGAUCCUCACAGCAACACCAUAGAUACAGCGACCCCUAUAGAGGGAKGUCUAGUAUUUGGAGGAUAUCCCAUCACAGCAGAUGGAGAACUUUUGGGUGUUGAACUGAACCUCGCCAAGGCUGGAGGGAUGCGUUUUAUGAUUAUUCGUAAAGAGCAGACUACUCCCUCGACGCAAUGUCCAACUUCUACUACAAACAAGAUAAAGUGUCCGUCAGCACAAUUGUUUUCCCUGUACAAUGGUACGUGCACGUCAUCUAUGUACGAAUUGGAUUUAAGUGAUUACAAAUAUGUACACGAUAUUGUAAUCAGCCGGCAUUUACCAAAAGGAUAUCAGUAUAUUCCUCUYGGUGUGAACUUCAGUGGAAUAUUUGUUAAGAAGGGAGAUGUGAUCGUUAUGGAUCAAACARAACUUACAGGAACAGUUGCAACGCUGAAUGAAUCAAGURAUUUUAGAACAAUUUCUAUUUAUCCAUCCAUUAAAGAUGCCGUUMUUGACGAACCAUUUAAAUUCAAUGYCUCCCAGCCCAAGACCAAACUGARACUUGCAGUACAGUUUUUACUGUCUGAACAAAUAAACCACCAGGUUGUCUACUCGUUCUCKAAUCCAGGAUCUAAAGAGAUUAAAUCAAACAUGACAGGAAAUCAUGCAGAGAAUGUAGAAUCUGAAGUCAAGGUGAAAGUCAUUGAAAGAAUAAACAAGGUCAACAUUACUAUCCCAGGAACCAGCCUUUUAGGAACACCAACAAAUGUUCAAAUCCAAGCAUCUGGAGCGCCUUGGCGAGGACGUAUUGAUUUUGGAAGCGAAAAAAUAUUACAUUUUAGUAAUAAUCAACCAGGAACAACUCAUACCCUUCAAACCAGGCAAGUGUAUAACGUUUCUAUCGUUCUUAGAAAUGAGGUAAGCACAUGGUCCAGGCGUUUUCAGAUUGAAACUGUAAGACAAGUAGGAAUACCGGAAGUCAACUACUGUUGGAAAGGCAUCGUGCAUAAUACAUCUGUCCUUAUUGAAGCCUUGUUUAGUCAAGGGGACAGUAUGAAUGCUUCUAUUACUUURAAUGGCUCACUGAUCAAGCAGGAACUAGGAAUUACCACAGAAUACCCUAAACCAUACAGUCUCAACAGGACCUUGUCUUUUCCAGUACUUGGUGCGUUCAAUCUUACAGUGUUYGGAGAAAAUGCGCUAAGCAAUGCAACAGUGRAAUGUUUGGUUUUUGUCGAGAUACCUAUUGAAGAGUUUAACAUCACAGGACCAAAACCCAAGGCAAUCAGAACCGAUUAUACAACAAMUUUCACGUUUGCGAUUGGCAAAGGGUCAAAUGCAACUUACUCAGUGGAACUUAAUGACRCAAGUAUUCCUUAUAAUUGUAGUAAUGUACAAUGYAGUGAAGCUUAUGUGRUAUUCCMRASAAGAACCUUGGAGGCUGGGAAUUAUGUUUUGGAMAUCUGUGUGUGGAAUAAAGUGACUCCGAAGACAUGUGAUUCUCAUCAAUUCGACGCUGUUGAUCCUAUCAURAAAAUGAGGUUCRAUUAUUGCAAGCCGAAGUGUAUCAACGCUGUAGGAAAGAYCUUUCAAGCAUUUUUAUCGAUAAAGAAAGGAACAGGCGUUACUUAUGAUUGGUGGAUUGAGGGCUAUCCACGACACAAAGGACCGUUAAAAGCAGGAAUACYUUUAUACCGUGAACUGACGUGCCAUAAACCUGUGGUUUCACAAAUGAUUGCCAACUGUACCAAUAAUUUGGGUUCAGUGGUCAUGUAUUCCAACUUCACUUGUAUGCACCCUGUCAAAGAUCUCAUAUUGAAAUCAGACUCUCCUCAAGUGGUUAUGAAUGGAAUUAUCAACUUUACUCUCUCUAUGCCACCCGGCUAUCAAUCCCCAACUAAUGCUAGUUGUCUCAUUGAAUUUGGCGACCAGGAAAAACAUCACCUUGAAGACUGUGUUUUGCCUAUGAAUUUCUCACACAGAUAUUUCACCGAAGGUGACUUCCUGGUAAAAGUAAAUGUGACCAACAAAUUGUCCAGCGAGGUGCUAAACACUACAGCAAAAAUCCAGAAGCCAAUAGAAGUCAUUAUUUUGAAAAUAGAACGUUCGAAGUGUGAUCCAAUGUUCGGCCGACUUCCUGGUGGAAAGUCUCACAACAUGGUGCCUUUGGAAUGUCCUUUUCAUUUGAAAAUUGUCCGUAUGGAUGGAUCACGACCAAACCUACGAUGGAGACCAGGAAAUGGGACUGAAAUUCUAACUAGCAAUAAAGUUAUGACAAUGCAGCACUCGUGUGAGAAGGAAGGAGAGUACAAUUUUACACUGGAGGCAUUUAAUGAUGUUUCAUCUUUAUCAAGUUUUCUGAUAUAUGAAUGCAGGCCAAGCAUUAAGUGUAGGAUUCACGAGAACUCGCCUUAUCUUACGAAGCGACCUGUUCAAAUGACCGUUGAAGUAAUCAACCACGACUUUCUCACAACUGUGGAAGUGACAUUUGGUGAUGGGAAAUCUGUUGUUCUUGGUACAAACGAAAUGCAAAAGGACUUUCCUGGUAACAAUUACAAGUUGGUAAGYCCAUUUAMAGGAAAUAUUAGCGUAGUGCAUACCUUCGUGAAUCGUGGAGAGCUUCAAGUCAGUUGUAACGCUGCUAAUUCAGUUUCUCGGCAUGUGGAACCWAGCAAAGCGAUCUUUGUUCUUSACAAACCAUGUCGAAAGCCAGUCGUUAAGAUUGAUGGUGUUGGUGAAUUUGGGAAUAAGAGCAGUACAAGAAAUGAAACACGAAAGGAAACAGUUAUCAUCUUCACACAAAAUAUCAUCGAUUGCGAAGCUUCAAGAGCGACUAUUUUCCAGUGGAAUGUUUCUCAGUACCAUGGUCCAGGAAAUUUUUCACRACUGUACCAUCCUUCCUGGAAAGUAAAUACCUCCAAGUUAAUUAUYACCAAUGGCACGCUUCCUUUAGGAACUAUUCGUGUUGACUUUGCGUUGAGAAUGGUUCACGAAAUUACUGGCAAUGUCAUGGGAGCUAGUACGGGUUUCUUCGAUGUUUUGCCGAGUGAUCUGGAGGUUAUUAUAGAUGGAGGUCAUUCGCGAAGUGAAGAGACUACGGUAGAAAGGAUUGUUUAUGCAAAUCUCUUUGAUCCAGACGCUGAACUUGGCGACGUGCAAAAUGAUGUAGAAUGGGUUUGGUUUACCAAGUCAGGACAUGUCAGUWCAUCGUAUUCUACUGGAAUCAGCGCCAAGGAAGCUGACAAUUGUUUUGGGUAUACAUUUGGAAAACUCCCGUUURUUGAUUCAUGGUUUCGCUAUGACGCUAGUAAUAUUCCUCCAAACACCAAAUGUUUUCUAAAAGCCGUUGCAUCCAGAGGAGACAGAACUGCAAUUUUUGAACAACAAGUGGAAUUUUUAGAAGGACCACUUCCYAACCCUAAGAUAUCGUGUAAAGUGAAUUGUGAUCACUUCAAUCCAUCGGGUAUCAUAUCAUUCGAGGGUCAUGUUGAUAACUUCAAUAUAAGCGAUCUAUAUAUGGAAUGGUCUGUAGUAUCUGAAGGAGCAGAUAUGGAUAUCACCGACAAAACAUUGACUGGCACUAGCCAUGGUAGUUUUGCUUUCAAAAGUGGAGCUCUUGAAGGAGGGAAAUUGUAUGAAAUAAUUUUCCGGGCAUGGGUACGAGGAAAAAAACAUUCCAAGGGAUACGUUUCAAUGAAAUUCACGACUAACAGAAGUCCUCGUGAUGGUCAAUGUUCUAUCUCACCUGAAAGUGGUUCUGCGGUUAUUACUCCAUUCUUUAUUGACUGUUAUGGAUGGAUAGAUGAAGAUCUUCUCGUCUACAAAGUUAUUCUUAAGUCCACAGUGGAUCAGUUUUUGUUUACAGGUCGACUACUGGAUMGUCCUUUUUUCUUUCCAUAUGCUAAAAGUGGUGAGGUUAACAUUGAGGUUAUGAUUCUUGACAUUCGAGGGGCUUAUAACAYAUCGAGACUAAAAGCAAAGGUCGAAUCGUCUGACGAGGUAUUGAUGGGUAUAACGGCUGCACUGGARUCCAACGGUCCGUUAUUGAAUAAUAUUCUGGGUGGCGAUACUCAAAUGGCUUCACAAAUGCUCAUAUCUGUCGCUUCAGUGGUUUUKRGUUCACAUCAUGAAGCUGGCAAUGAUACAGGCGCGUUGGAAGUUAUAAYAAAGCAAAUAGCGAUGUUCGUAGAUAUCGCCCAUGAGCUACCGUGUGACACGCCCGACGACGUUCUAUCCAUUUCUACUGCUGUCUCUGURAUAACUUCAGAUCCCCGUCUGCUGAAAUCGGAAGGACAGGUGCACGUUGCAUCCSUCAUCGACAAGAUGUUAAACACACUAAUGAAAAGCAGGAACUUAGCUGAUGUUCAAAUACUGCAGCUUGCUACAACCAACAUAGUUGCAGGAUUAGGGAAUGCAAUGAGAAGCUCUUCCAUGAAUGCAUCGGUCGCUAGUUCCUCCGAUGGUGUAACCCAGGCAAGGAAAUUAAGUCAAUCACUUAUGGAAUCGUUGAAGAAAUCGUUUGAUUUGUUGUUGUCUAGCGUAGUGAUGGGACAGAACUAUACAGAAAUUGGUACUCCUAACUUAGCGAUGCUAGCGGGUAUUAGACAGCUUGAUAAUCUUGCCAACGAACCGCUUAAACUUAAAGACAGCUCUUUCUCACUUCCUUCUAUGGAUGUAUUUCAGUCAUCUCUUUCUCUAUCGAAGGAUGAUCCACUUCGUUUACAGAUGUCCUAUACUUCCAACCCGUUUAUGUACAGUAAAUCUGCGUCAUYAGUGGGUACAGACGUCAUCUCUCUGAGCCUUGRCACUAAAAUAGGUCAAGAAUUAAAAGUUGAUUCACUGUCGACUGGAAUACACAUUACGAUAGAAAAYCAKGGAGAAGRUACCAGAAACCAGUYUUUCACCGUGAAGGCCAAUGAGAUAUCUAGACAUAAGAUGUUUGUAAGCACAAACGAUUCGUCUUUACAUGGUAUUAUACGACCUAUCAAUUGCAGUGUACCUAUCAAUGUGACAAUACAGAAAAAUGAAUAUAACUACAAAUGGAUGCUGCCUCGAAAUGACAGUCGUWCAGAUCAGUAUUCUUUYUUCAUAUCCAACGUACAAUUGAAUCGAACUGCUGCCGGCUCGUACUUCAUAUACAUACAACCUGGAAAUCAAGACCAAGUAAUGGAAAAUUGCACGGGUUAUCUUAACUACAGUAUGAAAACCUUCAUUGGAGCCUGUACUUACUGGGAUGAAGUUGAGGAGAUUUGGAAAGGAGAUAAUUGUGAGGUUAUGGAAGAGACGACAGAAAGAGGUGUACAUUGUCUGUGUAAUCAUCUGACAUCAUUUGGCGGUGGCUUUUUUGUUGCUCCUAACCCUAUCAAUUUUGAUACAGUAUUCCAAGGCUUAAGUGACAUUUCUAAUAACCCRGCAGUCUUGGCUUUUGUUUCGUCUAUAUUUGGUUUGUACAUACUCUUGGUUAUUUGGGCCAGAAGAGCUGAUUUGAAAGACGCUGCAAAGACUGGAAUCAUCGUUCUCCCUGAUAACGACCCUCGUGAUUCCAUAGCGUACGAAAUCACCGUGUAUACUGGGUUUAACCAGGAAGCCGGGACCACGGCAGAUGURUACUUGCAAUUACUGGGAUCAUCAGGUGAUAGUGACCCAAGGGUCCUUAAAGACCCUACCAGACCGACUCUUCAGAGAGCAGGAGUUGACAGAUUUUUAUUCACCGUUCCACAAUCGUUGGGUGAUCUUCGUGAGAUUCACAUUUGGCACAACAAUACAGGUAAAUCACCUGGUUGGUUUUUCUUCAGAAUGCAGAUCMGAGACUGUCAGACACAGAACAAGUGGUGGUUUGUGUGCAAUAAGUGGCUGGCUGUCGACGAAGACGAUGGAAAAGUUGAAAGAACAAUAAGGACAGCAACCAAUAGCGACCUUACCCAAUUCAAUGUUCUCUUUGUAAAUGCYACAAGAAGAAAUCUAUUUGAUGGUCAUCUAUGGUUGUCAGUGUACACAAGACCAGUACAGAGUACAUUUACCCGUGUCCAGCGCCUGUCYUGUUGUCUGUCCGUCCUGUGUUGUACAAUGCUGACCAAUGCCAUGUUCUUUCAAGGCGGUGGUGGUAUUUCUCAGGACACGACUUUCAGCCUUGGUCCCUUUCAAUUCAGUUGGAGUCUUAUUAUGAUAGGGGUACAAAGUAGUGUAAUCAUCAUGCCUGUCAACGUUCUUCUGGUUACUAUCUUUCGCAAACUUGCACCAAAAGAAAACAAGGAGAAAAAAUAUGAAGUUAYGUCAUUUGACCAACCUAAGGCUGAAGCAGAAGAGAAGACAAAUUAUGAGGAGGACGAGGAGAAAGACGAGGACUCUCCACCCAAGAAUGGUCUCUUUGGUUUUUUCUCAAAGAAGAAAUCCAAGGAUCCCCCAAAAAAGKUYUUGUUUCCAUACUGGUUCAUUUAUGUUGCUUAUGGUUUGUGUUUUAUGAGCACUCUAGUCAGUGCCACKUUUACUGUUUUUUACGGAAUUAUGUUUGGCAAAGACAAGUCUGAGCAAUGGCUGUCAGCUAUGGUUAUAUCGUUGUUCCAAUCUAUUGUGGUUAUCCAGCCUGCCAAGGUCCUUAUGCUUGCUACCUUCUUUGCGCUUAUUAUAAAAGACCCAAAUAAGGAAGAAGAGGAAUUGGACGAARAUAAGACCCUGGAUGAUAAUCACACAGGAUCAUUAUUGAAUGACGAUGAAGUCACCUCCUUAAAGAAGGCUUUAUUUAGUAAACCUCCUGCUGAAGAAAAACUGCAACAAGCACGUGCUCUUCGUCUGAAAGAGAAGCAGAUGUCAGCCAUUAUUCAUGAGAUUGUCUUACAUUUCCUGGUCGUGAUUCUAGUGUUAUUUGUUGCUUUCGCUAAUCAUGAUAAUAAGAGCUUUAUGUUCAGUAAUCAAGUCACUCACCUUCUCACAAAUGGAAACAGACCAUUUCAUAAAAUAACAAACUACGAUAAGUUCUGGCAAUGGGCGGAAUCAGUGUUGUUACCCAAUAUGUAUCCUGUGGAUUCCCGCUUAGGAUAUCCAUAUAUGGACAUCAUGCACAAUGGAAAGGGAACCAAUAUUGUGGGAGUUGGCCGAUUGCGUCAGCUUAGAAACAAAAAACAUACCUGCGAGGUACCAACGGUUUUCAAAGUAGACAUUAAUGAAUGUAACGACGAGUACUCGUGGUUAAAUGAAGAAACGAAGAGCUUCAAUCCAAGAUGGAAACCUUACAAUGAUACCAUUGUCUCUUCGCCUGAGCAGCAUAAACCUUGGAAGUAUAGAAGCUCUUGGGACCUCAAGGGGUUUCCAUACUUUGGUAAAAUGGGUACAUAUCGUGGAGGAGGAUAUGUUGUGGAUCURGGUCCAACGAACAAAACUGUCUUUGAYAAUGUUAAGACAUUGUGGAAAGACAAUUGGAUCGAUCCGUAUACUCGUGGCAUCUUUACCGAGCUGAAUGUUUACAAUGUUGAUAUAAACUUACUGUGUGUGAUCACGUUAUUGUACGAGUUUUUACCCAGCACCGGUGGUGUUUACAGCAUUAACAUCCAAACCAUUAAACUGUUCCGUUAUCUCAGUGGUCUUUCAAAGGCAGUGAUGGGAUUUGAAAUAAUUUUCCUAUUUCUAACRUUCUACUGGAUUUAUCGUGACUGCAAAAAAAUUGUCAAACAGCGCCCUCGACAAUAUUUUAAGAGCGUCUGGAACGUUGUCGAUUCAGUCAUCACCUUAUUAUCAAUCACUGCAAUUGUAAUCUACUUUGCCCGUCUCUUUGCUAUUUCCGUUGCCAUUAACCAGUUCCAUGAAGAUCGAGAUCGCUUUGUCAAUUUCCAGUACGUUGUCACUUUAAAUGAAGUACUGAACGCUUUAACUGCAUUCAUUGUCCUGCUCUGUACUCUGAAGUUCCUUCGUCUUCUGCGAUUUAACCGAAAGGUUUCUAUGUUUUCAGACACACUACGACAUUCAGCGAACACACUUUUCACGUUUGUCGUCAUGAUAAUCAUGAUCGUGUUGGYAUUUUGUUUWUUAUCGAACUUARURUUUGGACAAACCCAAGAAGAGUAUCGAACCAUCAUCCGUUCAGCGGUGUCUUUAUUCAGCAUGAUGCUAGGAGACUUCAAUUAUCAUAUUAUGGAAGAAGGCCAUCGCAUAAUAGGCCCACUUUUGUUCUUUACUUUCAUGGUGUCUGUCCAAUUUAUCCUUGUSAACUUGUUCAUUGGAAUUCUCUGUGAUAGUUUUAACACAGUACGAUCAGAUUCCAGCAGGCAAUCAAAUGAAUAUGAGAUUGUGGACUUCAUAUUGGGAAGAGUAAAAUCAUUGGUGGGAAUWGUCUCCAAACCCCCCAUUCUUCCUGAGUACAAAUGGCCAAAAGACGUCCUGGACAAACAAGUAGAGAGUAUMAAUGACAAGUCAGACGCGAUAAUGAACUAUAUGAGGACACUAGGCGACGAAGAUCUUCGGACGUCAAUUUGGAUCGAAUCCAGCAACAGCGAAAAGGUUAAUCAAGUGAUACGGUUUGCUGUGAAGACCAAUGACUUGAACCUGGAAGACGAAUUCUUUGAUGGUGUUCCUGUCCUUAUCAACUAUGUGAAUUCUACGCCUGAAAAAGAGUUUACUAAAUUCAUCAAAGCUGGAUCGUUGAUGAGUGGGAUAGACUCUAGACCCAGCGAGUAUAACUAUACGUACUCUGAGCGUGGUACAUCUAUAGGAGAGAGUGAUACAUUGUCCACUGUAAGUGAAGRGGAGCUGAAUGAAGAAGAGAACGAAGUAUUUACUGAUGCUAACAGUAGCCCAACACCAAGGCCGCGUUCAGCUAUAAUCUCAAUCAUUGGGAAGAUCAAAGAAAGCUUUUCUGGGAGAAAUUCUCAAAUUAGUGAUGCUCAGGGUGAAAAUGAAGACAAUUUGCCAAAACAGAUUUCCACAGACGAAGGCAAUGAAGUCACAUUAGGAAGGAGCUCAGAAAUCGGUCUCCUCUUUGCUGGGAGUAGACAAAGCUCAUUAGAAAUGGAUGCACAAGAUGAAGAUAAUAUGUCAAGAAAAGUCUCAAUAGCAAGUAGUGUUGAAGACGACGAAGGCAGUGAAACUGCAUCAGGAAGGGGAUCGACAAUCAGCAUCCUUGUUGGUGAAACAGAAGAACGUCCAUCAGAAACAGAUGAUCAAAGUACUGAUGUACAAGGUGAAAUGGAAGAUGACAGGUCAAGAAAGGUUUCCUCAGAUUUUGGGUUUGUGAGAGAAGGCAGUACAGCUUCAUCAGGAAUGGGAUCAGUAAUCAACAUCCUUGUUGGUGAAAGAGAACAACGUUCACCAGAAGGCGGUGACCAUUUUAAUGAUGUCCAAAAUAUAAUAGAGGAGGACAUGUCGGGAAAGGUUUCCACGGCCAGUGGUUUUCAGAAAGAAAGCGGCGAGCCGACCACAUCAAGAAGUCCUUCACUACUGAGUGUGUUUUUGAACAGGAGCAAAGUAGCCCCAUCGAGAAGCUCUGCAAGCAGUGUAUUUGACAUUAAAGAUGAGAAUAUUUCAAGUUAUUCAAUCAAUGAUGGCGAAAACAUGAGGAARGAAAGUCCAUCUGACAGCGGAGAUCUAACUCUUGACGACCUACGCUUCUGUGAUGAUGAUAAGUCGACUUUCAGCAAUCGAUCCGUACCAUAAUCAAGACUCUUGCAUGCUGAUAGAUGACAAAAGCUGCAUGUCUAGCUUGYAUAUGUGUGUCAGUCUCUUAUAUAUAUCUUAGUUUUCACUGCAGGGGAAGUUUUAUCAACCCCAUAAUAUGGUGAGGAGAUUUAUAGCAUGKAAUCUAGUUUUGUUUAUUUCCACAUACAGCAUUUCUUGACAAGGUUGUCGUGUACCAAUUGCCAGUAAAUUAUAAACUAUUUACUUUCAGCGUUAAUCAAUUUCUUGUCGAUUUUGUUACUUACUCGAGAUUUUAAAACUUUUCCAGUAAUUGUGUGACUGGUAUAUUAUGGUUUGUUUAUUCGUAGUGAAAUGCAUAAUCAUUAUCUUUACCUAAAUUUGUGUUAAACACCGUAAAAAAUAUAAUUGUUUGAGAAGCUAUCACAGCUGUUUCAUUAGAGACAAGGACACAGCUAACUUACCUUGAGUUGUGUUAAAGAAAUACAGGAAGCAGACGAAGCUUUGAAGUAAUGGUCCGAGUAAGAACUAGCGAAGCAAACGGCAAUGGAAUGCAAGGUGCUAAUUGUGUAUUGUAUAA
Molecule: messenger RNA, 11497 nt
Organism: Exaiptasia diaphana
Lineage: Eukaryota; Metazoa; Cnidaria; Anthozoa; Actiniaria; Aiptasiidae
Exons: 28
Coding region: 1-10938 (3645 amino acids)
Biological process (GO): detection of mechanical stimulus
Cellular component (GO): membrane
Molecular function (GO): calcium channel activity; calcium ion binding; protein binding
Source: RefSeq, a predicted model, not a curated record